AUGCUGCAUGCGCAAUACAAAAGAAGCGCUAGCAUGAAAAGAAAAGGCGAAAUUGCGAUUGUAAAGACCCGAAACGAAUUAGAAUCUUCUUCUAACAUUAAUCAACAAAAAUAUUCUUAUUCAAAUCGCUACAAUCCUUACAAACAACAGAAAAAUUGGAAAAACAACGAUUUGAAAACUGGAAAUGCAAUGCGGAAGAAGGUUACGAAGGAUUUGGGAAGUAAAAGAAAUACAAAAUUAAUAAAAAUUGUUUUUGAUAAAAAAUUAAAUCUUGGCCCGGGAAUGUCGUGGAAAACUCCACGUAAACAUAUAAAAAUAUAUUAUUAA
Messenger RNA from Meloidogyne enterolobii, 327 nucleotides. Lineage: Eukaryota; Metazoa; Nematoda; Chromadorea; Rhabditida; Meloidogynidae. The record is from the annotation of a GenBank genome assembly.